AUGGCAAUGGUGGUGCUUAUCCUGUUGGCCCUGCUCCCUUUCAGCGCCCUUGGCUCUCGCUCCGGCCCGACGGCCGUGCAGCACCACGGCCACGCCGGCCACGGCACCCCCAAGCACUCGUCACCUCCUCAACCAACCACGGCGGAGCUAGUACGCAGCACCUGCAACUCCACGGCCUACUACGACCUGUGCGUGUCCGCGCUGGGCGCCGACCCGUCCAGCGCCACGGCGGACGUCCGCGGGCUCUCCACCAUCGCCGUGUCCGCGGCGGCCGCCAACGCCUCGGGCGGCGCCGCCACGGCCGCGGCGCUCGCCAACGGCACCGCCACGUCGUCGUCCAACGCGCAGGCGGCCCCGGCCACCGGCGCCACGGCGCUGCUCCGCACGUGUGCCGCCAAGUACGGCCAGGCCCGGGACGCGCUGGCCGCCGCCGGCGACUCCAUCGCGCAGCAAGACUAUGACUUCGCGUCUGUGCACGUGAGCGCAGCCGCCGAGUACCCGCAGGUGUGCAAGGCGCUGUUCCGGCGGCUAAGGUCCGCACAGUACCCGCCGGAGCUGGCGGCGAGGGAGGAGACGCUCAGGCAGCUCUGCUCCGUCGCGCUCGACAUCAUCGCGCGCGCCUCCAACAGCAGUGGCUAG
This is a messenger RNA of Miscanthus lutarioriparius, 639 nucleotides long. The record is from the annotation of a GenBank genome assembly. Lineage: Eukaryota; Viridiplantae; Streptophyta; Magnoliopsida; Poales; Poaceae.